Helianthus annuus (common sunflower) is the source of this 1050-nucleotide messenger RNA. RefSeq names its product chromatin structure-remodeling complex protein BSH. Gene Ontology annotation, molecular function: transcription coregulator activity. The record is from RefSeq and is a predicted model, not a curated record. NCBI's taxonomy places the organism in Eukaryota, Viridiplantae, Streptophyta, Magnoliopsida, Asterales, Asteraceae. Gene Ontology annotation, biological process: regulation of transcription by RNA polymerase II; chromatin remodeling. Gene Ontology annotation, cellular component: nucleus; nuclear chromosome. The transcript is spliced from 11 exons. The coding region runs from base 216 to 929 and encodes 237 amino acids.
GGAAAUCCCAUUCUUUGAUAUCCACCCUUCAAUUAGAUUCGAGAAAGCCCCCUCUACAAAACAAAAGAAAUCCUUUUUUGUGUUCUAAAAAAAUCCCAAAUAUUGCAAAACCACCGGUGCAUCAGGCAGUGAAAUCUCAUCAGAUAAUUCCAACCCACGCAUAAACAUCACAUUCCGGUCCUUUUACCCUCGUAAAAGUUACUGGAGUGCAUAAUAUGAAGCCGAAUCCUGCUUGGAGUUCGUUAAGAAGCGCGGUUAAGUUUAGAAUUCCAACCGCUGAAAAUCUUGUUCCCAUUCGGCUUGACAUUGAUAUAGAUGGUCAGAGGUAUAGGGAUACGUUUACAUGGAAUCCUUCCGAUCCAGAUUCAGAUAUAAGUUUGUUUGCUAAGCGCACAGUGAAAGACCUCAAGCUUCCUCCACCAUUUGUAACCCAGAUUGCUCAAUCCAUUCAGUCACAACUUAAUGAAUUUCGAUCAUUUGAAAGACAAGAUAUGCACACCGGUGAAAAAAUGGUCCCUAUUAAGCUAGAUCUCCGAGUGAAUCAUACUCUGAUAAAAGACCAAUUUUUAUGGGACUUGAAUAACUUUGAGAGUGACCCUGAAGAAUUCGCAAGAAUUUUUUGUGAAGAUUUGGGCAUUGAAGAUCCUGAAGUUGGACCUGCAGUUGCUUUUGCUAUUAGGGAGCAACUUUGUGAGAUUGCGAUCCAGAGUGUAGCUUCAGCAAGGGAAACAAGAGUAAACAAGAAAGGACGCAGGGGGGGCGAGCAUUUGCCUCUCAGUAAGCCAGGUGGAAAUGCAUUGGACACGAUGAAGUUAUUCGGUAACAAGUCAAGUGUCAUCAGGAAAAGAAGAGAGUGGGACUUAUAUGAACCCAUUGUUGAUCUCUUGUCUAAUGAGGAAGUUGAUGCCUUAGAAGCUAGAGAAGCAUGAAAAUUAACAUGGUUUAGGUGUUUGGUAAGGUUUGGAUAUGCUUCUAACAUAAUUGCAAUUUGAUGCUUAAACUAAACUUAUGGUAAAUGUUUUACUUUUGUAGUAGUUAUAUUGUUGUCAA